AUGUUGAACUGAGGCCGACUUUUGCCAUGAAUGUGGGGUUCAGGCUACGAGGCCGUGUUGGGUAUAAGCAUGUGCUGGAUGUAUGCUACUAUCCAAAUCCAACGCGUCAUCGAUUCCCCGGUAUUCAUUAUCGGAAUUCGGUCAUCAGCUGGCUGGCGUAAGACCUUCACCUGAUUACCACGAUCGCAAAUCUCAAAACCAGUCCAACAAACCAAGCCAAAGGACAACCUGUCAUAUUCGAAAAACCACCAGACAUGGACGCACGAGCGAUUCAACGGAUGAUCCAAGGCGCCGGAGGAGGCAACCAAACCGCAGGCGUCGACCAGCCCUUGAAUGACACAUCAGAACAGGUCCACAUCUCGGCCCUUGCGUUAUUGAAGAUGCUGAAGCACGGUAGAGCCGGUGUACCUCUGGAAGUGAUGGGAUUGAUGUUGGGAGAAUUCGUCGACGAUUGGACAGUCAGAGUUGUCGAUGUAUUUGCUAUGCCCCAGAGCGGUACCGGUGUUAGUGUUGAAGCGGUCGACCCGGUCUUCCAAACAAAAAUGAUGGAUAUGCUGAAUGCCACCGGACGGCCGGAGAUGGUUGUGGGAUGGUACCAUUCUCACCCUGGAUUUGGAUGUUGGCUAUCCAGCGUUGACACAAACACACAACAAUCGUUCGAACAACUAACUCCUCGAGCUGUUGCAGUCGUUGUCGAUCCAAUCCAGUCUGUCAGAGGAAAAGUCGUAAUCGAUGCAUUCCGAUUGAUUACGCCCCAGACAAUCAUGAUGGGCCAAGAGCCCCGACAGAGUACUUCAAACAUAGGUCAUUUGAACAAACCCUCGAUCCAGGCACUGAUUCAUGGACUAAAUAGACACUAUUAUUCGAUCGCAAUCAACUACCGAAAGACCGAAUUAGAGCAGGCAAUGUUACUAAACUUACACAAGAAGGAUUGGACCGAAGGACUGCGACUACAAGACUUUGAAGUCCACAGAGCUAAUAACGAAAAAACUGUCAAGCGUAUGUUGACAUUGGCCUCGUCUUACAACAAAUCUGUACAAGAGGAGUCGACGUUAACAGCCGCACAAUUGAAAACUCGGCACGUGGGUAAACAAGAUCCAAAGAGGCACUUGGAGGAAGAAGUCGAAGCUGCGAUGUCAGAUCAAAUCUCUCAAGCUCUUGGGACUAUGAUGAUGGCCUUGUCAGCAUGAGAGCUACCAACCCGAUCUACUUACUACUCAAGCGACUGGCUUACUUGUCCCAUCUCAGGGCCAUAAUGCACAAAUAAAACAUUAUUAAGAUUGUUUCCUUCCCCGCUUUUUUGUUUUCUAUGUUUUAAUCACUGAAGUUGUAAAACAAGAUAUUACACAUAGGAAGAUGCGUUGGAGGCAUUGGAACCUCAUUGCAUGAAAGUUGCCAGAGGAUCGUAUCAGACAUUUUGAGGAUGCAGUAGGUCUAGAUGGAUACUUGUAGUUAUGCUCUGAUACCAACUUCUUUUCUUUUGAGGCUGUUUAUGCACAUUAAGAACCUGUUCAUUUUCUUAGUCAGACCACUGUUUCAAAG
Messenger RNA from Puccinia graminis f. sp. tritici CRL 75-36-700-3, 1542 nucleotides. Its product is annotated as 26S proteasome non-ATPase regulatory subunit 14. Gene Ontology annotation, cellular component: proteasome regulatory particle, lid subcomplex. NCBI's taxonomy places the organism in Eukaryota, Fungi, Basidiomycota, Pucciniomycetes, Pucciniales, Pucciniaceae. The transcript is spliced from 8 exons. Gene Ontology annotation, biological process: protein deubiquitination; proteasome-mediated ubiquitin-dependent protein catabolic process. Bases 255 to 1190 code for a protein of 311 amino acids. Gene Ontology annotation, molecular function: proteasome binding; metallopeptidase activity; protein binding. The record is from RefSeq and is a predicted model, not a curated record.